Rhipicephalus sanguineus (brown dog tick) is the source of this 1944-nucleotide messenger RNA. RefSeq lists its product as uncharacterized. Gene Ontology annotation, biological process: DNA integration. The transcript is spliced from 2 exons. The record is from RefSeq and is a predicted model, not a curated record. Bases 898 to 1944 code for a protein of 348 amino acids. Gene Ontology annotation, molecular function: nucleic acid binding. NCBI's taxonomy places the organism in Eukaryota, Metazoa, Arthropoda, Arachnida, Ixodida, Ixodidae.
CGAAUUGACACUGCAGAAGGCUGAGCACGUCUGCAAGGCAGCCGAAACAUCAGCGCUUCGCCAAGAAACCUGGGAACAAGGUCAAAAGCAAGUGGACGCCGUUCGUAACGCAGGCCCGAACCCCAAAACGGCGCAAGUGAAGAUGUACAAGUGCUCCAAAUGCGGCCGCACACAUCAGCCUGGAAACUGUCCUGCGUUCGGACGAACUUGCAGAAAAUGCCAAAAGAGGAACCAUUUUGCAAUUUGCUGCAGAUCCUCCGCGCUGGUUGGCGAAAUUCAAGAUCACGAAGAUGACUUCAGCGUUUUAGAGGUAUCGGCAAGAGGAGUAAUAAGCCAACGUGAUUGGACGGUUCGAAUGACCGUAAACAACGUUUCGGUCGAACUUAAAGUAGAUACAGGGUCUCAGGCCAACUUGCUGCCCGUUGGUAUAUACAAUAAGAUGCACCCAAGCCCUGAAAUGAAGCAGAGUAGCGUGGUGCUACAUUCGUACGGUGGAGACACGAUCAAGCAUCUUGGAGUCGUCUGUACGGAAGUGACGCUGGGUGACCGAGCUAUUCCUCUCGAUUUUUUUGUAGUACGCAAAGGUCGCCAAGCAAUCCUGGGCCUACAAGCAACCGAACGCCUUGGAUUGCUCUCACGCGUUCACAGCGUAUCAAAGGACGGCUGUGAAGAAAUUGUGAAAGACUUUCGUCAUCUUUUCACUGGAACUGGCUGCGUGAAAAAAGUAUAUCACAUGGUGCUUCAAGACAACACUGUGCCAGUCAUUCAACCAGUGCGACGUGUACCGUUGGCCCUGACGGAACCACUACGGGACGAACUCGACAGGAUGGAGCACGCCGGAAUCAUCACGAGGGUCACCGAGCCUACCGACUGGGUAAGCAGCUCCUCCUGGCUGACAUGUUGUCACGUGCCACAACGAAGACAACGGCCUGCGACCUCGACAGCAACGAUGUAGAAGUACAUGCCGUGAGUACAGUCUCUUCACUUGUUAGUGAGGGCACAUGGAGGCGGCUAGCCACGGAAACGGCGCGAGAUGAACAACUAAGGAACGUGCUGCGGGACCUAGAAGCUGGAAAGUGCUUGGAGGGGCCGUGGAAACGAUUCGAGGGAGAGUUAUCAAACGUGAAAGGGGUCCUGCUCAAAGACUGCAAAGUGGUUAUUCCGGCUAGCAUGAAAGGCGAGACACUGGAAAGAAUUCACCAAGGGCACUUGGGAAUCAACAAGAGCAAAGCCAGGGCAAGACAACUAGUUUUUUGGCCGGGAAUGAACUCUGACAUAGAAUCAUUCGUCCAGACAUGUUCUAUCUGCAAAAAGUACGCAUAUAGCCAGCCUCGAGAGCCUUUACUGAUGCGCCCCGUGCCGGACCAACCGUGGUACCGCGUCGGCAUUGACAUUUUUGAAUACGGCGGGAGGUCGUACCUGUGCGUUUACGACGCCCUGACAAACUUCCCCGAAGUUGAACUCCUCAAAGAUAUGACGGCCAAAACAAUCAUUGACGUAACAAGCGCCAUUUUUGCUAGGCACGGCAUUCCGAUGGAAGUUUGCUCUGACAAUGGCCCUCAAUUUUCAUGUCAUGAAUUUGCGUUAUUCUCGCAACUGUAUGAUUUCAAGCAUGUAACGUCUAGUCCAGGAUACCCACGCUCUAAUGGGUUGGCGGAAAAAGGUGUUCAGAUAGCUAAGCGCAUCCUCAAAAAAACAAGUGAAGCGAAACAAGAUUUCUGGUUGGGACUGCUUGCUUUCAGGACCACCCCGCUCGAGUGCGGCGCAUCGCCCGCUGAGCUGCUGAUGGGGCGACGGCUCCGCACAACUAUUCCUGACGUUCAAGGCAACACCAGGCACGAGGUGCUCCGGCGUCCUCAGACAGACCACUCUAGGAGACCAUUGGCGCACCUGAGCCCCGGAGAUACGGUCCGGAUAAAGAAAGGAACAUGCGACGAAAGCUAA